UUGAAUAAUUUUUAAAUGUCGAUGCAUAGUAGAGAGUUUAUGAUGACAAGGAAACUCUAUAUUAUAUAUAGUUGUAAAGAGAAGCAGAGCCACACAGAAAGAAAAUCUCAAUUGGCAUAUGAGUCUCUCUUUUGUAUAAACCAAAAAGAAAGUGUAGGAGUUGAAGACAAAAAAGUAGCAGGGGAAGCUAUGGAAGGAGGUAGCUCAAAUAAUACUGCUCUAGGACCAAAGUUGUCAGAGUUGAAAGUGUUACAAAAAGAGCACGAGGAAAAAAGUUCCAAAAUUCAAGAGCUCAAGAGACAAAUUGAAUCGACAAAGCACCGUUUGGAAAAGAAAAAGGAUGUCACAGGGGACAAAAUGGGAGGUUUCAAUGCCUUAAGCAAGAAGUAUAACAUCCUGAGAGAGGAAUACAAUGCAAUACUAGCUGAAAAACAAGGAGAUCAAAGUAAUUUUACCACUUAAUUAAUUAAAUUAUUAGCCUAAACAAUUAGUUUUGGUUUCAUAGUACUGAAACUAAAGUUUAUCUAAUCAAAGUUAACUAAUGUUUCUCAAUGUAUAAUUAUAAUGUGUGUAUUGUGUAAACCUUUGCAGUUUUAAUUUUAUUUCGUACGGGAAUUUCUACAAUUUAA
Messenger RNA from Cicer arietinum (chickpea), 629 nucleotides. The record is from RefSeq and is a predicted model, not a curated record. Lineage: Eukaryota; Viridiplantae; Streptophyta; Magnoliopsida; Fabales; Fabaceae.